AUGAGACUCGUCGACAACGCACCCCUCCUUGGGGCUCUACUUCUCGCUCGUCUUGGGGAUGCCAAGCAGUGUUACCGUUUGCCAAGUGAUGCUGAUUGGCCAUCCACUGAGGCAUGGUCGACCUUGAACUCGACUGUAAACGGGAAGCUUGUGGCUACUGUUCCUAUCGGGUCGCCUUGUCACGAUCCGACAUACGAUGCCGAUGCUUGCGACGCAUUGAAGGCAGAAUGGCUGAACCCUCUAACGCACACCCCGUCCUCCCACUCUAUCAUGCAAUCGUACUUCGCCAACCAGAGCUGCGAUCCAUUCUCCGAUAGGAGCAUCCCUUGCACUCUUGGCAACUAUGUUUCAUACUCUGUCAAAGCCACUGAAGCAGAGGAUGUCAUCUCUGCCCUCGAGUUUGCGAAAGCUGAGAACAUCCGUGUUCUUGUUCGCAACACUGGGCAUGAUUUCUUGGGACGGUCUACCGGAGCUGGUGCUCUUGCCAUCUGGACGCAAAGUCUGAAGAGCAUCACCUUCGGUGACUGGUCGGAUGAGCACUACACUGGCCCAUCGGUCACUGUUGGUGCCGGUGUCAUGGGCAACGAGUUGCUUGAGGCAGUAAACAAGCAGGGCAUGACCGUCGUGUCUGGUGAAUGUGCUACAGUUGGCCUGGCGGGUGGUUUCACCCAAGGCGGUGGCCACAGCGUCCUCAGCACUGCCUUCGGUCUUGGUGCCGACCAGGCCUUGUCCUAUGAGGUCGUUACUGCUCAAGGCAAGAUGCUCACUGCCUCAGCAACCGAGAACACUGACCUGUACUGGGCUCUCAGUGGCGGUGGUGGUGGAACAUAUGCCGUCGUCCUCUCGUUGACAGUAAAAGCAUACCCAGCCAAGCAGGUUGGUGGUGCUGCCAUGCAACUCCUAGCGUCAUCUACCACCCCCGAGAAAUACGCAGCAGCAACUGCCAAGCUUAUCGAGCUCCUACCAGGCAUGAUCGAUGCCGGUGCCAUGGUGGUCUUCCUGGUCAGCACUCAGUACAUCGUUAUCAAGCCCGUCACGGUUUGGGACUCAACAGCGGCCUACGUCAAGGACGUUGUACUCGCACCUUACGCCAAAGCUCUUACAGAUCUUGGCAUUACGCCGCCAAUUGUCUACAGCGAGCUGUCCUACCGCGACCACUUCGAUCGCUACAUGGGUCCUCUCCCACGUGGAGCAUAUGAAGUCAACAGAUAUCAAUUCGGUGGCCGUCUUAUCCCCCGAGAUGUGGUGGAGAACAACACUGCGGAACUCGUCAGGGUUUACCAGGAGCUUGCUGCCGAAGGUGUCUUGCUUGCUGGUAGCUCAGCUAACUACCAGAAGCCCGAGGGAGCCGCCGACAAUGGUGUACUACCAGCAUGGAGGAAUGCUAUGAUUCAGCUGCAGCUUAUUACCAACUGGGACUCCACUGCUCCUUGGGCCGACAUGGAGGCUGCCCAGCAGAAGAUGACCAAUGUGCUUAUGCCCAAGAUCGAAAAGAUCACGCCGGGCAGUGGCUCAUACCUGAAUGAAGCCGAUUUCCAGCAGCCGAACUGGCAGAGCACAUUCUUUGGAGACAACUACAACAAGCUGAAGACUAUCAAGAAGAAGUACGACCCCCAGGAUGUAUUCUACAUCCUCAAGGGUGUUGGUAGCGAGGCUUGGAACGUCAGCAAAGAUGGACGCAUGUGCCGUGCCUAG
Molecule: messenger RNA, 1695 nt
Organism: Alternaria postmessia
Lineage: Eukaryota; Fungi; Ascomycota; Dothideomycetes; Pleosporales; Pleosporaceae
Exons: 3
Coding region: 1-1695 (564 amino acids)
Molecular function (GO): FAD binding; oxidoreductase activity
Source: RefSeq, a predicted model, not a curated record